This is a messenger RNA of Morone saxatilis (striped sea-bass), 9403 nucleotides long. RefSeq names its product glutamate receptor-interacting protein 2-like. Gene Ontology annotation, biological process: neurotransmitter receptor transport, endosome to postsynaptic membrane. The coding region runs from base 1 to 3573 and encodes 1190 amino acids. The transcript has 25 exons. Lineage: Eukaryota; Metazoa; Chordata; Actinopteri; Moronidae. The record is from RefSeq and is a predicted model, not a curated record. Gene Ontology annotation, molecular function: protein binding.
AUGGACAAAGUGGAGCGAGUGAUGAAGAUGGUUAAAAGGAUGUCACCGAGGAAGAAGAGGAGAGAAGGAGGAGGGGGAAGAGGGGGAGGACCAGGAGAGCUGGAGAGCCCGGACACCUUGUGUGAUGAACUCUGCCGUUUCAGCCUCUGCAUCAGCGAUGACGGGCCAUAUGGAAAAACAAAGGAUAUCUCUGGACCAGAACAGACCAUGGCUUCGAGAAGACACAGUAUACCAGAAGCUCUGCGGGGGGUGACGAUGGUGGAGCUGGUGAAGAAAGAAGGCAGCACACUGGGCCUCACCAUCUCAGGAGGAACCGACAAGGAUGGGAAACCCAGAGUGUCGAACCUGCGGCCUGGAGGACUGGCGGCCAGGAGUGACCAGCUUAACGUUGGUGACUACAUCAAGUCGGUGAACGGCAUUAAUCUGACCAAACUGCGGCAUGAAGAGAUAAUCAGCUUACUGAAGAACGUAGGAGAGAGAGUUCUGCUGGAGGUGGAGUAUGAACUGCCCCCUACAGCACCAGACAGCACCUCAGGGGUUAUAUCGAAGACAAUCGACAUCUGUUUGCACAAAGAGGGGAACAGCUUUGGUUUCGUCAUGAGAGGUGGUACCCAUGAGGACUGGCACAAGUCACGCCCCUUAGUGGUCACCUACGUCAGGCCAGGAGGUCCUGCAGACAGAGAGGGCACACUGCGUCCUGGUGAUCGUCUCCUCAGUGUGGAUGGCGUGCCACUGCACAACGCCAACCACAGCGACGCCCUCAGUGUAUUGUCUCAGUGCGGCCAGGAAGCCCUGUUCCAGAUAGAGUACGAUGUCACUAUCAUGGACACAGUAACGAACGCCUCUGGUCCGCUAUUAGUGGAAAUUGCCAAGUCGCCAGGAGCAACGCUGGGUAUCACACUUACGUCGGCCAAUCAUCGAAACAAGCAGGUCAUUGUCAUCGACCGGGUUAAACCUGGCAGCGUGGUGGACAGAUGUGGAGCAUUGCACGCUGGAGAUCACCUGCUGUCCAUAGACGGGACAUCGACAGAGCACUGUACAGUCCUGGAGGCAACACAGCUAUUAGCAAGCACAACAGAACUGGUGAAAUUAGAAAUACUCCCCUCCCAUCAAACAAGGCUAACUGGGAAACAGCACGACACAGUGAAGGUUCAGAAGUCGGACCACCCCCACUCCUGGGACCCCUGUGUGAACUACUGUCACCCUCCAAACUCCACCCUCUGCAACACAAGCUCCACCCUCAACAAGUCGUGGACGGCCUCAAAUAAUAACACCAUCAACAGCCUUGACUACUGCAAGUCUCUGGUAUCUGCUAGUUUCUCUCCCGGCUCUACGACUACAUCAGGCCCCAGUAGCCAGAGCUCCAGCACCCUGCCCAGGCCUACAGUUCCCAUGAGUCCACGUAAUUCGCUGCUGAAACGACGGCAGAGGAAGAAAGAGCACAAAAGCUCCUUGUCUCUGGCGUCCAGUUCGGUGGGUCCAGGUGGUCAGGUAGUUCAUGUAGAGACCAGUGAGAUCGUCCUAACAGGCGAUCCACUCAACGGCUUCGGUGUCCAGCUACAGGGAGGAAUAUUUGCCACCGAAACACUGUCUGCACCCCCACUUAUCCGAUUCAUAGAGCCCGACAGCUCUGCUGAGAGGUGUGGCCUGCUGCAGGUUGGAGAUCGCCUCUUGUCAAUCAAUGGAAUCCCCACGGAAGAUGGAACACUAGAGGAGGCCAAUCAGCUGCUCCGAGAUGCGGCGCUGACCAAUAAGGUCACAUUGGAGAUCGAAUUCGAUGUAGCAGAGUCUGUGGUGCCUAGUAGUGGCACUUUCCACGUCAAACUGCCGAAGAAAAGAGGAGUGGAGUUGGGGCUCACCAUCAGUGCCAGUAAGAAGCCAGGAGAGCCACUCAUCAUUUCUGACAUCAAGAAGGGCAGCAUGGCCCACAGAACAGGAACAUUGGAGCCUGGUGAUAAGCUCUUGGCCAUCGACAACAUCAGACUGGAGAACUGUUCCAGAGACGAUGCAGAGCAGAUCCUCCAGCAGUGUGAGGAACUGGUCAAACUAAAGAUACGCAAAGACGAAGACAACUCAGAUGAGCAGGAGACGUCUGGCAGCAUCAUCUACACAGUGGAGCUGAAGCGGUACGGAGGCCCUCUGGGUAUCACCAUCUCAGGCACUGAGGAGCCUUUUGACCCCAUCACUAUAUCCGGCCUAACCAAGAGAGGCCUGGCCGAGAGGACAGGGGCUAUUCACGUAGGUGAUCGGAUCCUGGCUAUCAACAGCGUCAGUUUAAAAGGCAAGCCCCUAAGUGAAGCCAUCCACCUGCUUCAGAUGGCUGGAGAGACGGUCACCCUCAAGAUAAAAAAACAGCUUGACACUUUUUCUCUCCAAGAUUUAGAGGAGAGGAAGGCAGCAGAGGUAGAGGACACAACAGAGAAUGAGCUCAGUGACCCUGAGGAGGAUGAUUUGACAGACAGCCAACAAACAAAUAAGCUGUCAGAGCUUUACUCCACAACAAUACCCAGUGUCGACUCUGCCAUGGAGUCAUGGGACGGCUCAGGGAUGGACGCCGGCUACGGCAGCCAGGGUACGUACAGCCACCAGGCUGCUGGUAUUGCCCUCCAUCCCCAUGAAUGGCGUAGUGCAAAGCAGCAGCGCAGCACCACACCUCCCCCUGGACGCCGGAAGAACUACCCUUUCAGCGACGGAGGUUUCAGUGAGGAUGACUGGGACAAACCACCAGGAUUUAUUGGCCAACAACCAGACGGUAUUUUAUUGGAUCCAGAUGACAGUUUCUGGUGUCAGGCACUUGAGGAUCUGGAGACCUGCGGCCAAUCAGAACUACUCAGAGAGAUAGAGGCAUCCAUCAUGACAGGAACAGCCAUCAGUCUGGGUGUAGAUGGUGUCAACAAGCCUCAAGCUGAGGCCAUACUGAGCCACAGCAGGAUGAGCCCAAUGCGGAGAAAUUCUCUCCUGCACCAGGCUACACACCUCCACCAGGGUGCCCAUUUGCACGAGGAGGCACACCUGCAUGAGGAGGCCCAACUGCACCAAGAUGCCCACCUGCAUCAAGAGGCCCAUUUCAACCAUGAGGCCCACCUGCACCAUGAGGCCCACCUGCACCAAGGGGCCCACUUUCACCAAGAUAACCAAUCCCCUCUCCUGCAACACGAACCCAAGCCCAAGGCGUCAUUGAGAGUGUCAGAGAGGACGUGGGAGUCUCGUCGGAUCAAAGAGGAGAUGCAGGGGAUUCUGUCCCCGACACCUCUGGAGCUGCACAAAGUAACAGUGAUAAAGGACCCAGAGAUUGACGACUUUGGCUUCAGCGUGUCAGAUGGCUUCUUGGAAAAGGGAGUUUACGUCAACAUGAUCAGACCUGACGGGCCAGCUGACAGAGCCGGGCUCAAACCCUAUGACAGGAUCCUGCAGGUGAACCACGUGAGGACCAGGGACUUUGACUGCUGCCUGGCGGUGCCUCUGAUUACAGAGGCUGGAGACAGACUGGAGUUGGUCAUCAGCCGCAACCCACUGGGCAACGAUGACACAGAGGACAAUAACAACAGUUUGGACCACCCACUAGACCUGUAACACACAUACAGACACACACACAAAAAGGCAAAGAAUCAUGAAUCUCUUGACAUACACACACACAUGCAUACACUCAGGCAGGAGACAUACUAUAACUGGUGAAGAGCAAAGUUAUAUGUACUGAAACCGGCCCAAGCACACAUACUCCACCGGCCUGCAAUAAUUCUUAAACAGAGACUCCUACACACACAGACACAUACACACACCUGCAUGCUCACACAGUCGUCCCCUCCCACCCACCACACAGGUCUGAACUGCUGUCAUACAGUAUAUUUCUCUAUGGAAGCACCGCCAUAGUGCAGAGAAACCACCAGAGACACUCUCCUGAAGGCUGGCUUGGAGUGCUCAGUGUCGUUCCAACAUAAUAAACCACUUACUUGGCACUUUAACAUGCCAUUUUCAGUGAUUCUGACUCUUUAAAUCUACUUUUUACUCAAAACAAAUGAAUAAAAACCUGCAAUUUGGGUGAGGUAAUUUCAGCUGUUCUCAAUGCCAAGCCACAGGUUUACAGAAAUUUCUAGUGCUGCUGGUACAGAGUGAUCUGCCUUAUUCCACAAUAUUGUGAUUUUAGGAAAUCUCAAAUGAAACGAUAUAGAAAGAGAGAAACUGCCUUACUCAGUUUGCAGAUUUCAUUUGUUUUAAGAAAAGCUAAUAAGAUUCACUAGAAGACUGAACCAACAGAUUAUAAAGGAGUAUAAUCUAAGUAUCUGACUGUGGUCUAUAUAGAUGUAGCCAUUGUAGAAGUCUAUAUUGCUGCUAAGAGUCUGCUAAAAUACUGCGGCCCCAUUGCAAUUCCCAACAGUCAUUUUCUGGAAAGGUUAAAUUCGGCUCUUUUUCCAGUCGUCACAUGCAGGUGGACUUCUAUAUUGGACACCUCUGCGUAUCAUUAGGUAAGCACAGUGAUAUUAUAAAAAAAUCAAAAUUUGUGCCAUCAUUACAAGGUAAAGACAAUGUCAUCACAACUGCCGAGCUGUUUUUUGUUGAGCCAUCAAAAGGAAGAAGGGAAGGAACUGUUUUUACUUUCCUGAUUAAACGUGAGAUCUUAAAUGGAAAUUAUUUAAUAGGGCAACUUUUGCUGCAACACAAUUGGGAAGCUGUGCUCAUGGCCCGGAAAAAACUGUGUUACCAACAGAAGAACAUUUUCCUUCAAGAUUUUGAGAGAUUUUGACCCUUUUCUGUGUAUUUUUUUUUUUUUUUUUGUAGUCGCCAAUGACUAGGCGAGUUGCCCAUUGACAAUGCCGAAUCUAUCACUGCAGUUGCCUGAGAGCGCAAAGUUCAUCUCACCUCUGGCUUACAAAGUCAAAGAGCAGUAGCUACCACAUAUGUAUUUUAAAUGAUCAUGAUUAUGGUUGAGGAUGAGCAUAAUCAGAAAUAACACCUACUUAUGACAUUAAAGGUGCUGUGUGUAGCACUUCUAAGAAAUUCAUUACCACUUUAAUUUUGAGACAAUAGUAUAAUUGCCAUAAACAAAUGAGCUUGUCAGUUCUUCGCGGCAUCAAAACUGUAUUUUACACUGUGAGCCUCUGAGGCUGGUUUGAGGGAUAAUCACUUUAUGAGCCAAAACAGGAAUAAAGCAAUUUCCUUCAUACAACAAACGGCUAAAGCUUGAGAGUUGUUGGUGAAAACAGAUGAUAGAAGGGAUAAAAGGCGGAUGGAAACUUAUUUAUCCAACAUGGUUUGUCUUUACAGUAAACAGACAAACAUGUUAUAUGUAUAGUCGAUUUGUAAUUUCCAGUGGCAUACAUCAAAGUGUCAAUACUUACAAGUUACAGCAACAAUAGUUUCUUCUUCUUCUUCUCGUUCAUAUGAUACGAUAUUAUUGCUCAGAUUUACAUUGUUAAAAAAUUUACAAGAAUAACUACUGUAAGCAUGUUUAGCAUCAUUGGUACUGGGAGUACAUCAUCAUUUUAAUAGAUAGUCCACCUACUCCCAUCAACAUUUAGCACAUUAUUGUGAACAACAAGCCAAGUCAAAAACAAAAAUACUUGCUCUUUGCUCUAGGAAGCAAACAGGUUUAUAGGCAAUACAGUCUCCAAGCAUUAAUAACACCACUGUUUUAGAAUAGAUGCUACAAAUCAUCACUGCCACAUUUACGAUAACAAGCUACAACAGCUAUUUUGAUAACUGAUGUUUUAAAUGCUCCACGUACUAUCUUCAGAUGAUGUCUGCAGUAUUAGAUCAACCAUGAACACUACAAUGUUACUGCUCUUUGGCUUUGUUCCCUACUGUCCCCUUUGUGGCACGAAGAUCAUGAACGAAGUUAAAGGCAUCAUCUGCAAAUAUACAGAGUGUGUUGUCGGGAUGCUGAAGAUAAGCCCCAAGUUGUUCAGACUAGGAACAAGUCUCACACGCACACACACACACACUUACUUACAGAACAGGGCCAACAUGCACAGAUAACAUAUGGACAUGGAAUGAUGCAGUUUGUGCGUGUGUCAUUGUGUGUUUGUUCACAUGUUUCUUUGUGUUCGGCUGUGUUGUAUUUGUGCAUCUCUGUUGAUGAUCUACAUGAAUGUGCCAGUACAUUUCUAUCUUUGUGGGUGUGUCUGAAAGGGUGCAUAUACACGCUGUAGCCCACUCGAUUUCGCCAACUGAAAAGCCUUUUGUCCUUCGGUUUGGCUUGGUGGAUGGAUCUUAAUACUUCAGUACCCAUGAGGCUUGGCUGCAAUCACUUUGGAGACGAAGCCAGUCAGAGGUGCUAAUUAGAGCAUUUGAGAAUGAAAAUAUGCCGUCAAAGUUGUUGAAUUCAUCCAGAAUUGACAGAUAAUUCAAACCAGCCGUUAGAAUUGCAAGUACCAGAAUUUUAAUCUGGUCUGAUUAGGUGUUUCAUACUGAAUGCAUCAAUGCGACUCAAAGAACCAGAUGCUUUUUAAGGCAUCUGAUAAUCUUUUGCACUGAUGCCCAUCCGAGCUGUAGAAAUGCUCCAACUGUCAGUGCGCCCAAAAGAGCUCCACCCACUCUGCAACUCUGGUAUGUGGGUAUUGUAAUAAAAACUUGAAGAAAUCUGAACCUAUCAUUUAAUGACUUUUAUUAAACCUCCCACCUCUCCUCACCUCCUAUUUUUGGUCUGUUGGGUAACAGCAGAGAUUCCUUCCACUUCCUUCAACUCCUGUUUUCAUGAUUUUCUCUGUUUCCUGCCAAAACCUUCUUUGCCCCAAUUAUCAGUGGAUUAACAGAAAUGAGACUGGCUGUCGCUCCCCUCCUACUACUCAAGUGUGUGCGAGUACGUCUGUGUGUGUGUGUGUGUGUGUAUGACAGAGAGAAGGAGUGUAUAUGGAUCGGUGUAUAGAUGUAUGUAAGCACAAUAGAGAGAAUUAUUAAUAUGGUGUGAGUGUACAACAUUGUGUGAGAGACAGACAGUACAUAAAACACAGGAAUAAUGCAUUUAUGUGCAAAAGAGUGGACAGAAAAUAGCCUUUGUCCUCUGAAGGAUUGAAAACAUUUGACAGGAACAAUCACAACCUCUGUUCUCUCUCUCUCUCUCUCUCUGUCUUUCGCUGUUUCUAAGUCUCUCACUCUUUCCUCAUGUUGUUACAUAAUACAGUUAGAAUCCAGCUGCACCCAUAUGUGUGUUGUCUGUGUGAGUGUGUGAAUGAGGGAGCUUGUAUGUGUAUGUGGUAUGUGUUUACUAUAAACGUGUGUUUACAUGUAUGUAGCUAUUGAUGUCAGUUUUUUCCUUUUAGGUGUGUGUGUGUGUGUGUGUUACAGAAAGAAUGCUAGGUGGUGUACAUUUCAUUGUACAGUGGUGAUAUUUUUCAGGGCUGUGGGUUCACUCUCCCUUAUGAAACCCUGAUGAGACAUGAGACUGAAAACAGUAUAAACUCCGUUUUUGUGAGCGAGCCGAAGGAACUUUUUCAUAACUAAAAAAGAAAAAAAAGGACAUUUACUUCUCUCCAAACACUUACUACAAAAAAAAUAAGCACACUGUUUAAUACCAUGCACUGUAAGUAUUUUCAUGUUCAACGGAACAAAACUUGUCGGAGUGUUUUUUACGCAAUGUCAAGUGGCCAAAAAAAAGUUUUGUAAAGCAACAAAAAAAAAAGACAAAAUGCUGAGAAAAGCCUUCCAAAUUGUUCUGUUGGUUUUUAUGUAUGUGUGUAUGUACGUAUGUGUGGUCAUCCAUACUCCCUAUGCAUUUCUGGGUCAAAGGUCAGUUUAAAGUCCAAUCCGGAACCGUAAAAAAGUCGGAUGAGUGAAAUGUGUGAGAAAAUAUAAAAGAUUCCUCCCAGUUGUAUAAUGUAAUAAAUGUAACAAAUUACAAAAUAUUAAAUUACUGUGAAAAUGUAGGACUGAUAUUACAAUAUUGUAAAUUAGUGCCAUUACCAAUUAUUAAGUUACUAAUGAAUGUCUGAAGAUUUUAUGACAGUAUAUUGUAUUUUAUUAAACUGGCCGGUUGUCAAUACCGCUGAGCCUGUUAAAGGAUGUCGUUACAUUUGGCAAAUUAUGAUAUAAUAUAACAUUUAUUACAUAAUCAACUGCAAGGCACCGGUCUGACUCACGCUUAAAAUGUAGAGUGUGUUUCAAUGGUUUAUCUUAACCUAACACUUAAAAAGAGGCCAUUUUCUGCCUAAGAAGAGGCUAGCUCGCUUAACCAGUAGGUCCAGGGAUUGAUUAAUGACAGCUUUAGCAGCAUGCCAUUACUGUAGUUUCUAUAACACAUACCUGUGUAUGCAGCAUGUGUUGUUGGCGUUUCUACCGCAUGAGUUUGUGCAAUUCAUCCGGUCAUUCAUUUAUUGCUUUUAUUUGGAAACAUGGAAUAAAAAGAGAUCACUUAUUGUUUCUGUCAAAUCACACCUUUCUGUUAGUACCUUUGUUUUUUUUUUACCCUACAGUGGCCAUAUUGGAGGUUAUCAGCUGGUGGCUAACGGUUGGAAAAGCUGAUUGUGUAACAUUGUGGUCCACAAUUACAGCAGAAUUCAGACAAGGCUCAUAUUUUGCAUGUUUUCUAGAGUAUCAAAGUAGCUUCUCAACUGUUAGCCUACUGCCCAGAAAACUGUAGGUAACAAGUGAUAAUGGUUGGCUAAAUAUAAUCCAAUUGCCUAGAUACAGGUUGACUAGCUAACUGUAGUGUCUUGUCAGCUAACAAUAGUUUAGUUAGUUAGCUAACUAGCAAACUACCGCGCCUAGUCAGCUAACCAAGAGAGUUCUGCCCGGAAAACUAGCAGUUAAGUUAGUAUAUAUCUGGUUCGCUAUUAGCAUAUUUCCUACAUACAUUCAGCUUGUGAUAAGCUAAUGGUUUGCUUACUCUCCAGAUAACAACAGUUAACUAGCUAACCAUAAUGACCUUUCCAGUCUGUUGCUAUUAUUGUAAACACGAGUACAAGAUUCUUCACUGGACCUGCAGAGUUUGUAGAGUCACAGCCAACUGUGGUUGUGACUCUGAAGGGGAAAUCAAGUUUUGUCACAUAAUUUCCAAACUAGAACAUUUCGAUGUCUCAUAUGAUCUGUUGGUCAUGAGAGAAUCUUCAAUCUUUGCUUCACAUUUCUUACAAAUCACACAAGAACUUUUUACAAUAAAAGUUAUUCAUGUCUUUAACAUUUGCAUUUAUUCUUCAGAUUUUUUUUAACAUUAACAGUUUUAAAAAGAUGUGUUGACAAGUGUGAUGAAAGCUUAUUGCGAUUCCGGAUUGGGCCAUUAAUAAUGUAUGGGUUGAUAUUGUGUUUUUUUUGUUUAGUUUCUUUUUCUCAAAUUGUGUAAAGUUCUAUUCUAUGUAAAAUAGUAUUUUUAUAUGACAAUAUUAAUCUUCCGAGACAUGGGAGAAAAUACAAAACAAAACUUAUGAAAGGGAAAAUAAAAUGUAUAACUUUGUUGUUGUUGUUGUUUUGUUUG